Molecule: messenger RNA, 769 nt
Organism: Camponotus floridanus (Florida carpenter ant)
Lineage: Eukaryota; Metazoa; Arthropoda; Insecta; Hymenoptera; Formicidae
Exons: 6
Coding region: 51-743 (230 amino acids)
Biological process (GO): sensory perception of smell
Cellular component (GO): membrane
Molecular function (GO): olfactory receptor activity; odorant binding
Source: RefSeq, a predicted model, not a curated record
UAUCUUUUGUAUUUUUUCAGUUGACAUCAUUUCUAACACUCCAAUUAACUAUGACUUCAAUUGUUAUGGUUCUCUCGUACGCUGUACCAUCUUUCAUAUAUAUCGUACAAUACUAUUCAUUUUAUGCUAAACCCAACGAAGUGAAACGGAUGUGGAAAGAUAUUCAUGACUGUUGGAAUCUUAUAAAAAACAAGGCAGAACGCGAUAUAAUGCGGCAAUAUGCAUCUUCUGGUGAAUUACAUUCGAUACUAAUAGCAUUGAGUAUCACCAUGAGCAUUGCUCUGUAUAUAUUUCUUGAAUUAAUGCCGACUCUUCUUGACAUAAUUUUUCCGUUAAAUGAAACUCGUCCACGGGAGUUACAUGCUUUAACAGAAUAUUUCGUCGAUGAGAAAAGAUACUAUUAUGCAAUUUUAUGUCAUUGGUUAAUGGGAUUGUGUUUUGGUGGCUUUGUCGGUAUGGCUACAAGUACUUUCCAAAUUGUAUAUUUUCAACAUAUUUACGGAUUAUUAAAAAUCGCUAGCUAUCGAAUUGAACAUUCAUUAGACAAAUAUGUAUUGUGUAAUUCUAUCCAAGAAGCUAACGCGACUAUUCAGAACAUAAGCGUUGCAGUGAAUAUGCAUCGAAGAGCUCUCGAAUACAGCGAAUUUUUCAUGGUUACUUUUGCGCCAACAUUUUUCAUAAUAGUCAUAAUCAGCGUUGCAUCUUUAAGUUUAAACUUGUUCCGAGUAAGUUAUUUUUCUUGAAUCUCUCUACAUCUCAUAAAUUUUGU